Pectinophora gossypiella (pink bollworm) is the source of this 3135-nucleotide messenger RNA. Its product is annotated as long-chain-fatty-acid--CoA ligase 5-like. The record is from RefSeq and is a predicted model, not a curated record. Gene Ontology annotation, cellular component: membrane; endoplasmic reticulum. Gene Ontology annotation, biological process: long-chain fatty acid metabolic process. The coding region runs from base 169 to 2205 and encodes 678 amino acids. Gene Ontology annotation, molecular function: long-chain fatty acid-CoA ligase activity. The transcript has 14 exons. Lineage: Eukaryota; Metazoa; Arthropoda; Insecta; Lepidoptera; Gelechiidae.
CCUAAAAACAUGUUUUUAGUUUUAUGAGAGUAACAGAGACAGAUAAAACUGUUUUUAUUUAAAGAGGGAUUGAACAUCUCGUUUCAUAUUCACUGUUCGUCGAAGAAACUGUUCGUAGUGACGUGUCUUAAAAGGUGCACGAAAAAGUAUUAAUAAUUAAAUUUGAUCAUGAUUUAUACUGUAGCAAACGCAAUCCAAUUGAUAUUAGGUAGUCCGGUAUACGUACUGGCCCUUAUGUUAUCAGCAUUUGUAUCUGUCUACUACCUGUUGACGAGAACAAAUAUAAAACAUCCUGUCAUUCCCUUCAACGAGCAGAGCUUACUGGAGUCGGGUCCAGAAAGAAUACGUUCUUCAAAACUGUGGAGAAGCAAAAAUGGUGAAGUUCCGCAUUAUGGAAAAGAUGAUGUUCGUACAGUAUACGAUGUUUAUCGACAAGGCGCCAAGCUAUCAAAUAGUGGCAAGUGCCUGGGAUGGCGCGAAAAUACAACCGGGCCAUAUGUGUGGCAAAGUUACAAAGAAACAUUACUGCGGGCCAAUAAUUUUGGCUCUGGCCUUAUAAGUCUGGGCUUGCAGACAAACUCUGUAUUAGCUAUUUAUCUACAGAAUUGCCCCGAAUGGAUAAUGGCUGAAUUAGCUGCGUUUACGUAUUCUAUGGUUGUAGUUCCAAUAUACGAUACACUCGGACCCGAAGCAUGCUCUUUCAUUUUAAAUCAAAACAAAAUUACUGUUGUUUUAACCGACGACGACAAGAAAGUAACUAAUUUGAUUGGUGAAUCAUCAAAAUAUUUGAAGACAAUAAUCAGUUUGAAAGAGGUAUCUCCUUCUGUACUUGAGAGGGCUCAGAAACGCGAAGUAGAUAUUUUAACAUUCAAGGAAAUCGAAUCUCGAGGUGCGAAAGAUUUCUGUACACCCGUACCACCAAAACCUGAAGACUUGAGUACAAUCUGCUACACAUCUGGCACAGUUGGAAUACCAAAAGGAGUAAUGUUGACUCAUGCAAACAUAGUUUCUGCUAUAGAUUCUCUCGGCGAAGGAUUUAUGAAGAAGGACGAUGUUAUGAUAUCCUAUCUGCCUUUAGGACAUAUGUUAGAGAGGAUAGUACAGCAUGCCAUGUACAGAGAAGGUGGAGCAGUAGGUUUCUUUGGUGGUGACUUGCAGCGUUUGAAAGAUGAUCUUGCUACUUUGAAGCCGACAGUAGUUGUGACUGUACCUCGACUGUUGAACAAGUUUUACGAUGGCAUUACAAAUCAUCUUUCGCAAUCGAAAUUAAAGAACUUGAUAUUCCAAAUAGCCCUGUUUUUCAAACAAGCAGAAUUGAAAAGUGGCGUUAUUCGAAACGACUCAAUUUGGGAUUGGUUGGUAUUUCGGAAUGUUCAGGAAGUGGUUGGGGGAAGAAUCCGCAUGGUGUUAACGAGUUCAGCACCACUUUCAGAAAAUGUGAUCACGUUUGUACGAUGCGUUCUUGGAUGUCAGGUCAGGGAAGGUUACGGUCAGACAGAGUGCUUGGUAGCAUGUGCCACUCUACAUGGAGAUACGACAUCAGGUCACGUGGGACCUCCUGUACCCUCCUGUAAAAUAAAGUUGGUAGAUGUACCUGAAAUGGAGUACUACGCAGCAGACGAUAAAGGUGAAAUAUGCGUGAAAGGAAGUAAUGUCUUCAAGGGAUACUAUGAUGAUCCAGAAAGAACUAAGGCGGUGCUUGAUGAGGAUGGCUGGCUUCAUACCGGGGACAUUGGUGAAUGGCUAUCGAAUGGGACAUUAAACAUUAUUGAUAGAAAGAAACACAUAUUCAAACUAUCGCAAGGGGAAUACAUUGCGCCGGAGAAAAUAGAAAAUGUUUACUUGAACAGCCGAUUUGUGGACCAGAUCGUAGUUUAUGGGGAAUCAUUGAAGUCUUGCAUUAUAGCAAUAGUAGUACCAAACAGAGAAGCUUUAAUAGAUUGGUCGUUGAUCAACAAUAUUGGAGGACCAUGCACAUCGCUAUGCCAAGACAAACGGGUAAAGAAUGCCGUAUUGAAAGAUAUGCAGGAGAUAGGCAGAAAUGCUGACUUGAAGUCUUUCGAACAGGUCAAGGACAUCUAUUUACAUCCCGAGCCUUUCUCAGUAGAAAACGGCCAGUUAACGCCUACCAUGAAGACGAAGCGACGAGACAUCACCAAAAUCUUCAAGAAACACAUUGAAAACAUGUACAUGUAUUUACCUUAACCGUAAAAUAUUUAUGAAGUUGUAAACUCGUCUCUUAUUGGACCAAAUUCAUGGCGUGACGACCACGUGGUGGUAUGCUUGCUGAUUGCAAUACAUUACUGACUCAAGGCUGUUAUUACUUCACUUAAUUCCAUAUACGCGCACCGAUGGAAAACGAUUUAUGCCAGUAGACAGUGUACCACGCGCACGCCUUUGCGUCCAAAAAAAAAUCUGUGCUUACUUCCCGCCAACAUUUCCAUCAAUAACACUGCGCAUGUUACUACUGAAUCAUUCCGUCUCUUUUUAUGUAAUGUUGCGCGAAUGGAAUGGCGGAUAACCUAAAAUUUUAUUACGCAUGCGCGGAACCUCAGGGUGAGCGAUGUUCCGCAUUUUCCCAGGCCACCAUACCGUAGUGAAAUUCUUUACACCAAUGCAGUGGUUUGAAACACCAUAAUCCCUUUUAGUUUAAAAUCUAGAUAAAAUGUUAUACCGAACUGUUUUUUUAUAGAAUUAGCUAAAAUAAUGUGUACUUAAUCAAAUUAUCAAUAUCUAGUGAAAAAAAUCAAUUAAUUUGUUGUGUAAAUAGGUCUAGAAUGAAAUUUUUAGGUGAAUUGUCAAGAAAUCGAAUGGUUUAGUGUUGUGAUUGGAGUUGGAUACUUAGUCUGCAAUAUUUAUUAGUAAGUUGCACUUUUUCUAUACUUAUUUGACAUAUAAUAGGUACCUACCUAGAAUUGAAAUUGCGGCGAAGACAUAUUCACUUUACUUUUGCGUUUUAAUCAAUUUAAUUGAACAAUUGUUUCACAUUUCAUUAUACGCAAUAAUAUUAUUGAUAUUGUUAUUUCAAUAUUGAAUCUAAAUACCAAUUUAUCACUUAUUUGUUUACAUACACCUAUCUAGUUAAUGUACUUAACUAUGGUCGUUACGUUAUUAUUUCUUGAAUAAAAUACUUUA